CCUCCAAAUUUUAAGGUGUUUUGUGAGAUGAACUUCCAAUCCUCUCAAAUUUAUUCGACAGGGACUAAACAAUGAGCAACUGUAAAAUCCAAACUUUUACACAACCUAGAGUUGCGAUUCUUAAGACUUCAUGACAAGGCACAAAGAAGAUUUGAAAGCCAAACAAAAAGAUGACCAUAAAAGAGUAACAAAGUAGAAAUUCCUUUUCCCAAACCAAAGGCAUACACGACAAAUUCCCCUUUAUUCCUUGCUCUAUCCUAUCAAUCAGUGCGCCAUAGCUCCUUUAAUGCAAAUUCUACAUCCUGCAUAAUAAUAUCUCUUUCUAUGCCCUCUAAUUGCCUCGACUUUGUCAAAAGACAAUGGCUGCUAAUUCCAUCAGUUUUUCGGGCACAGCCCCAAGACAGACAAUGUGGCUGAAAACAAAGACAGUGCCUUCCCUUGGAUCCUUGCCUUUUACAACUCAAUUUGGUCAACGUCACAAAAUGGAAAUAUUACAGCAUAGCAUUUGUAUGGGAAGACAAACAGAAAACAAAGCAGUGCUACAUCACCGCAAGCUUUUCCCGAUUAUGGCAUCAGCUAAUAAAAGCUGGAGUUUCACGAAUUCAAGCCCUCUCUCUGCAUCUGAUACGGUUAAAGAAUUCUACAUAUGCAUCAACGAGAAGAAGUUAAAGCAACUAGGUAAUUACAUUUCAGCGGACUGUCACAUCGAUGAGUGCUCUUUUCCCACACCAUUCCAAGGCAAAAAGGAAGUAAUGCAGUUUUUUGAUCAGCUUACUGUAAGCAUGGGCCAGAAUGUCAGGUUCAAUGUGAAACAUGUUUAUAAAGGAGAUGAUCAGCUAACAGCAGCAGCAAACUGGCAUUUGGAAUUUAAAAAGGUGCAAAUUCCAUUCACUAGAGGCUGCAGUGUCUUUGAAUUCACCAAAGAAGGAGAAAAAAUAAUUAUCAAGAAAGCUCAAAUUGUGAUUGAGUCACCAAUCAAACCAGGAAUACUAGUGCUGACUUUGUUGAAGACAGUGACUUCAAUCUUUGAUAAUUUCCCAACGACAGCUCAAUGGUUCCUAAAGAGACAACAUGAAAUCCUACAAUGGAUACUAAAGAUUCACUCAAUGUCUUUUACAAUGUUCAUCAACCCUUUUCUCGAAGGCUACUUUAGAAUCUGGAGUUACCCAACUAAAUUACUAAGCUAUGCAUUUAAAGUUAUAGUCUUCAUUUCAAAGUUUUUAAACAAGGAGUAA
Molecule: messenger RNA, 1235 nt
Organism: Ziziphus jujuba (common jujube)
Lineage: Eukaryota; Viridiplantae; Streptophyta; Magnoliopsida; Rosales; Rhamnaceae
Exons: 6
Coding region: 360-1235 (291 amino acids)
Source: RefSeq, a predicted model, not a curated record